This is a messenger RNA of Fraxinus pennsylvanica, 1125 nucleotides long. Lineage: Eukaryota; Viridiplantae; Streptophyta; Magnoliopsida; Lamiales; Oleaceae. The record is from the annotation of a GenBank genome assembly.
AUGUCGGCUCCCGAAGCCCCUCUUCGCUAUGUCGGAAUCGAUAGGAACUCCGCCGCCUUCCGCCUCAUGAAACAAAUGGGAUGGGAAGAAGGAGAAGGACUUGGGAAAGAAAAGCAAGGGAUCAAAGGUUACGUCAGGGUGGAGAACAAGCAAGACACUUUAGGUAUAGGCACUGAGAAGCCAAAUGCUUGGGCUUUUGAUACCACACAGUUUGAUAGCAUCCUCAAGAAAUUGAAAGUGCAAGCCGUUGAAAUUAACAAUGAUAAAGUUGAUAAAAAAGACAAAGCGAAAGCAAAGAAAGUAGAAGCAAAAAAACAGAACAAGGCUUCCAAGGACAAUCAUGAUACAGCUGUCAAGGUGACUCGACCGCAAGGAAGGUAUAAGAGAAGAGAGAAGGGGAAACUUGUCCAAGCAUAUUCUUCUCAGGAUCUUGAAGGAAUUCUUGUAAAGAAGGUAAAGUCUCCCGAUAUAAGUAAUGAUCAGGAUGUAUCAAAGGAAGCAGAGUCAAUGAAAAUCCAAGUUCCAGAUAUUCAUGUUAAGGAUCAAGAUGUUCCACCAGAGUGGUGGGGACGCAAAUAUGGGUUCAUUGCUGGGGGUAUCCUAGGUGCUGAAUCUCGGAGAAAGAGGGCCCUUCUCUCUGAAAAUAGCCAAAAUCCUAAUCAGAGAAUGACAUUUAAUGAGGAGGAUCAAGAAAACCUUUACAAACUUGUACAAGAUAAAGCCACCUCUGGAAAACAAGGGCUUGGUAUCAAAGACCGUCCCAAGAAAAUCAAUGGCUGCUUCUUUGAGGGGAAAAAGACUACUUUUGAUGAUAGUGAUGACGAGGGUUCUUCUGAUUCCCAUUCUUCAGUGAAAAGGAAACAAGAUAAAAAUCUAGAGAUGGAAGAAGAUGAAGAACUGAAGCCAAAGCUUAAAAUAUUAUGUAGACGGCUUCUUCAGCAGGUGCCUGGGGAGUCAUUAAAGCUGAAGCAGCUCAAAGCGCUCAUUGACGAGCAUUCACCUUCUACCUUCUCUGGCAUUUCUUCCAAGAAGGAGGCGCUCACUUUUCUAAAGCACAAGCUCGAAGGCAGUGACAGAUUCUCUAUUGAGGGGAAAAAAGUGGCACUCUCUUCCAAGAGGACCUGA